AUGCUAGUGAAGAUGCUGGCAGCAGCCAGCUGCUCUGUGAAGGCAAUGUUCCAUCCUGCUGUUCUUGGCCAUUCUAGAGAAGUUGUACAUAAGCUUGUGAUCCCCUGGAGAAAUGUCCUCUUACAUCACACAAUGCCUCCCCCAGCUAAGUAUGGUGGAAGGCACACAGUGACUAUUAUUUCUGGAGAUGGCAUUGGGCCUGAGCUUAUGGUUCAUGUCAAGAGAAUAUUCAGAUCAAAUUGUGUGCCAGUGGACUUUGAGGAGGUGUGGGUGACCUCUGCAUCUAGUGCAAAUGAAGUUGACAAUGCUCUUAUGGCUAUCCGACGGAACCGAGUUGCUCUGAAGGGCAACAUUGCAACAGAUUACAGACUGCCUGCCAGUUACAAAUCUUACAACACCAAGUUUCGCAGCGUUCUUGACCUCUAUGCCAACGUUGUCCAUUUCAAGACUUUUCCUUGUGUGGAGACCCGGCACAAGGACAUAGACAUCUUAGUUGUUCGGGAAAACACAGAGGGAGAGUACACUAACCUGGAGCAUGAGAGCGUGAAAGGGGUGGUAGAGAGCCUAAAGAUUGUGACAAAGGCUAAGUCUCUGCGCAUUGCUGAGUAUGCCUUUAAUCUGGCUCAAAAGAUGGGGCGCAAAAAAGUGACAGUUGUUCACAAAGCCAAUAUCAUGAAACUGGGAGAUGGGCUCUUCCUCCAGUGCUGUAAGGAUGUGGCAGCUUACUACCCCCAGAUCACCUUAGAGAGUAUGAUUAUAGACAACACCACCAUGCAGUUGGUAUCCAAUCCCCAACAGUUUGAUGUCAUGGUGAUGCCCAAUCUUUAUGGCAACAUUAUCAACAGUAUCUGCACAGGGCUGGUUGGAGGGUCAGGACUUGUACCUGGAGCCAAUUAUGGUGACUUAUAUGCAGUAUUUGAGAUGGGUUCAAAGGAAAUAGGUAAUGAUUUGGCUCAUAGAAAUAUUGCCAAUCCUGUGGCCAUGCUGCUAACCAGCUGUAUUAUGCUGGAUUACCUAGAUCUUCAGGCCUAUGCCACUGAGAUCCGCUCUGCAGUCAUGGCAUCCUUAGAAAACAAAGCCAUCUGCACACCAGACGUGGGAGGUCAAGGCACUACAUCAGGCAUCGUGGAUUACAUCCUGGAAUAUAUGAAAUGUCAUAGAAGCGGUUGUCAUGCAAAUUUCCUCCAGUUCAACAAUUGA
This is a messenger RNA of Cricetulus griseus (Chinese hamster), 1200 nucleotides long. The record is from RefSeq and is a predicted model, not a curated record. NCBI's taxonomy places the organism in Eukaryota, Metazoa, Chordata, Mammalia, Rodentia, Cricetidae.